UUAUAGAAUCACGAGAGUUACGCUUUCCGUGCUUCUAGACCUAUACCAUAAGAGUGAACAUCAGAUAAAUGCCAUCACAUUCACAGUCAAUUACUAUACUUUAGUUGACCUAAAUAUGACUUCAUGGAAAAUGUCCAUCAGAUCAGGCUGAAUCAUGUCCAGAUCAGAUGUCACUACGGGUAAUGCACUUAAUUGUUGCUUCCUGAUGAGUGACGAAGCACGAGUAAUAUUUUUUACUUCUGUAUUGUAAUCAUCAUUUUGUUUGAGUUAAUCGCGUGUACGUGUCGAAAGCAUGGAUAAGAAUAGCAUAGAGAUGGAAUUAGAUAGUACGCAAGAUAAACCUGAAAUUCAGUCUUCCGUUGAUCCGUGGGAGCUACCAGAAUUUACCCAGACGGCCACUCCGUGGCGAGAGCUAUCCGUCAAAAGAAAAUUGAAACGUGUUACUAUCGGUAUUGGAAAAUUUUCCUCACUAACUGGCCUCAUAUAUCUAUUCAUAUGUUCGUUAACACUUCUCAGCUCAGCAUUUCGAUUGCUUGGUGGAAAAACUGCUGGAGAGGUGUUCUCCUCAGAUAGUUUGCUUGUUAAUCCAUUAGCUGGCUUAGUUGUUGGUAUUCUGGUGACUGUUGUGUUUCAAAGCUCUUCGACAACCACUUCAAUUGUUGUGGCAAUGGUUUCAUCUGAAAUACUGACUGUUGAGCAUGCAAUUCCAAUAGUGAUGGGUGCAAAUAUUGGAACAUCUGUUACAAACAUAUUAGUAUCACUUGGCCAUGCUGGUGAAAGGGAUCAGUUUCGUCGAGCAUUUGCUGGUGCUACAAUACAUGACGUUUUUAAUUGGCUGUGUGUUUUGAUUCUUCUGCCUUGUGAAGUUGUUUUUGGAUAUUUGUAUCAUUUAACAAAAUUAAUGACAAAAAAAUCGGGACUAAGUGGAGAUGAAGAAAGAAAGUUUGAGUUGUUUAAGAGAAUCACAAAGCCAUUUACAAAUUUGAUCAUUCAAAUCGACAACAAUGUUCUUGAACAGUUGGCAAAAGGUGAACUGGAAACAGAUAAAAGUCUCAUCCGAAGUUGUAAAGAUGUCUUAAAUAGUAAUAGCACCACAAACAAAACCACCACUCUCACUGAUCAAAAAAUGAAGCCAUGUAUAUUUAUUUUUCAUGAUACCGGUCUUUCUGAUACAAUUGUCGGCAUAAUUCUACUGUGCAUCUCUUUAUUUAUACUAUGUACGUGCUUAUUGGGUAUUGUAAAAAUUUUACACUCCUUAUUAAGUGGUCAUUUAGCGCAGGUUGUGAAACGGACAAUAAACGCAGAUUUUCCUGGAUUCUUCAAACAUCUGACAGGGUAUUUUGCAAUACUUGUUGGAGCUGGAAUGACAAUUUUGCUACAGUCUAGUUCUGUGUUUACAUCAACCUUAACACCACUGGUUGGCGUUGGAAUUGUUACAAUUGACAGAAUUUAUCCACUAACACUUGGUGCCAACGUAGGAACUACUGGCACAGCUAUCCUUGCUGCUCUUGCUUCAACUGAAAACUUCGACUCUGCCAUUCAAAUAGCGUUAUGUCACUUAUUCUUUAAUUUGAGCGGAAUUUUGAUUUUUUACCCCAUCUCAUUUAUGCGUAAGAUUCCAAUAAAACUUGCAAAAAAGCUAGGGAACAUUACCUCCAAAUACCGCUGGUUUGCUGUAUUGUAUUUACUUGUAUGUUUUUUCCUGUUCCCAGCAGCAAUGUUUGGACUAUCUAUUGCAGGAUUGCAAGUUAUGCUAGCUGUUCUACUACCGCUGAUCGCACUGCUUCUGUUUGUAAUUGUGCUGAAUGUGAUGCAAGUCAAAUGUGUUGAAAGACUCCCCAGUUUGCUUCAAACUUGGGAAUGGGUUCCAUGUUGCUUUCGGUCUUUAAAGCCAUAUGACAGGAAGAUAGAAAACUUUUUGAGAUUUUGUAGAACAUGUUGCCAUUGCAUAAACGUCAACAACAGAAAUAAUCCCAGCAUUGAACACUCAUCUGCUAUUUAAUUAAAGGGAAAGUUUCACUCUCUUUGUAUGUGCAAUUUGAAUAUCGAGAACUGUUAUGACAAUGUGCAGUUACAGAAACUGCCACGGACAUUGUGAAGCGAUUAUAAAAUAUAUAUUACCCUUAUUAGAAUGUGUCUAUUUUCAUAUAUAAACAUAUAUAAUGCACGUAUAGAUCUGAGAUAGCAGAGUUUAUAUAAAUACGAAAUUUGUUGAAAUCAACAAUGAUAUAUUUAACGUCUCAUUAAUAUAUACAACUUUUUCAGUUUUUCUAUUGAUGAUGGCGAGAUAAAAAAUAUGACGAAUUUUCACCUGCGCUCGUAUUGUGUUUGAAAAGCAAUAAUUUAGUAUUCCAAGAUAAAGCACACUAUAGAAUAGUUCAAUUGAAAAUAAGAUAAUGGGAAUUUACCCAAAUUCACCAGUAAUCGCAGCAAUGAAAACUGAUGGGAAUAUAUUUGUUCACAACAAUUGUA
Messenger RNA from Xenia sp. Carnegie-2017, 2472 nucleotides. RefSeq names its product sodium-dependent phosphate transport protein 2B-like. Gene Ontology annotation, biological process: sodium-dependent phosphate transport. NCBI's taxonomy places the organism in Eukaryota, Metazoa, Cnidaria, Anthozoa, Malacalcyonacea, Xeniidae. Gene Ontology annotation, molecular function: sodium:phosphate symporter activity. The record is from RefSeq and is a predicted model, not a curated record. The transcript has 4 exons. Gene Ontology annotation, cellular component: membrane. The coding region runs from base 293 to 2002 and encodes 569 amino acids.